Mycotypha africana is the source of this 439-nucleotide messenger RNA. RefSeq names its product ribosomal L28e/Mak16. Gene Ontology annotation, cellular component: ribosome; cytosolic large ribosomal subunit. Gene Ontology annotation, biological process: translation. Lineage: Eukaryota; Fungi; Mucoromycota; Mucoromycetes; Mucorales; Mycotyphaceae. Gene Ontology annotation, molecular function: structural constituent of ribosome. Bases 74 to 394 code for a protein of 106 amino acids. The transcript has 3 exons. The record is from RefSeq and is a predicted model, not a curated record.
UAUCAUCAGAAAUAACAACUCUUUCCUUGUUAAGCGUCAAGGUGUUCAAUUCUCUUCCGAACCCUCCAACUUGAUGAAUGUCAACUCUUUCAAGUACUCCGGUCUUGCCAACCCCAAGUCUGUUGCUAUUACUUCCGCUGCUCGCGGUGUUCGUGUCGUCACUCAAAAGAAGGAUAAGCAAUCCUACCCUGCCAAGUCUGCCAACUCUACUGUCAUCGCUAAGACCCGUCGCGCUACUGCCAAGUCUGUUGCUAACUUGAUUGCCAAGAGCCGUUACCGUCCUGAUCUUCGCGCUGCUGCCGUUGCUCGUGCUUCUGCUAUUAUCUCCUCUCAACAACCCAAGAAGGUCCAUGCUAAGCGUGAAUCCAAGGGUCGUCGUGCCACCAAGGCUUAAGUAUACUCAACCUUACAUCUUAUUAGUUUAUUUGUAAAUUUAGCA